UGUUACAAUUGCUUAAGUUUAAACCACCUACCAUCGCGACUGCGGCGACCGGAAGCCGUAGCCGACCUGCUUCCGGCCGUAGCCGUGGCCGCCGCCGUAGCGGUUCGCCGGGCUGCCGAAGGACCGGUAGCCGCCGCCGACCGGCGAGAAGUUCGAGCGCGGCGAGAAGGGCGGCGACCGCGGCGACGGCGUCGGCGCGCCGCCGUCGAGCUCGUACACCGCGCCGCGCGGCACGACGAGCCCGUCGUAGUGCACGCCGCCGCAGUAGAGCACGUCGACGCGGCCGCGCGGCGGCCGCGCCGGCGCGUCGAAGCGCGAGAUGCGCUUGAAGGGGUGCCGCGCGCCCGCCGGCGACCGCUCGUAGACGUGGACGUCGACGCGGAAUUUCCGCGCGCACGCCGCCAUCUCGAUGCCGCCGCCCCAGCCGCCGAUGCGCAUGCGGCCGACGUAGGCCGGCACGGCCUGGUUCGCGUCCCAGAGGACCCAGUCGCGCACGGGCGUGUCCGCGAUCUUCAGGUCCUCGUGCCGCGCGAGCCAGUCCAUCAAUGCUUGCCGCAGCCGCCGGUGGUCGUAGUCCGCGACGCGCGCAUCCCGCAGCCCGUGCGCCAGGCUGUGGAAGAGGCACGAGCCGUCGCCCGGCUGGCGCACGACGCGCGCCUGCCGCAGCACGGCGCGCCCGCCGUCGGAGCCCAGCCCCUCGUGCGGCGCGCGGUUCCGCGCGUCCGGGUGGUCAUCCCUAUCACCCUUGAAGAAGGGGCAGUCCUCCGUCGCGUGCGGGCCGUCGCACUUGUCGCACUUGAGCUCCUUGGUGGACGCGGGCGUUUUGGGUUUUGGUCUUUCCGUAAACGUGACGCGCGGCGACGCGAGCGGCCGCGACCCGGCGGGCGACCGCGAUUGUGCCUCGACCCGCUUGGCCAUGGCGCUCUCGACGCGGUCCGCGAACGUCUCGGGGCACGACGCCUUCUUGACAGAAUCCGCGACCCAGGCGGCGUCGUAGUGGUCCACGCCCGCGACGCCCGCCGCGCGCGCGCGUGCGAUCGCCGCCUCCAUGCGGCGCGCCGCCUUGUCGCGCGCGAGCGCCGCGGCGUCGAUGGGCGUCGCGCCGCGCGCGAGCGCCGCGGAGUCGAGGGGCGGCGGCAACGAGAUGUCCGGCCGCCCUGUUGCGAGGCCGAGGCGCCUGGCGUAAAUGUCGUCCGGCGCCCUUUCGUUCUCGUCGCGCGCGCGCUUGCUGGCCGUCGGCGGCGUCGCCUCGGCCGCGGCGGGGCGCUUCGGCGGCGUCGCCCGCGGCUCCGCGACGCUCGUGCGCGAGAAAUCCGGCGGCGGCGGCGGCCCGUAGACGACGGGGCUCGUGGGCGCCGCCGACGCGACGCGCGCCUCGGCCUUGAGCUUGGGCGGGCCGCCGCGCAUGGUCUUGGCGAAGAGCGCGGCCUGUCUAGGGAUCAUCUUCGAGAACGAGAACGACUUCUUGGGCUUGGCGGUGCUGUUCAGGCCCGCGCUCUUGAGGCCGAACGCGUCCGCCUUGGGGCGCGUGCCCGCGGCGAGGCUGAACUUCAUCUCCUCGGUUUUCGUUUCCUUGGUUUUCGUGCUUCUGCAGCGGCGCGGCGGCGAGAGCGUUCCGCGAGCGUCCGCAGUGGCAACACUACAGGUCUGCACCUUCAGGCGGUCUCAAAGCGCUUGGCGAGCGGCGCUGGCGCUUUGUGGCAAGACUUGCGCUGCGGAAUCAAUUUCAAAGCCGCCGUGUGUUGUAUCGAUGCGGCGCGACGCUUGUUUUGCCUGGUCAUGCACUCAAAACAAAAC
Messenger RNA from Pelagomonas calceolata, 1797 nucleotides. The record is from the annotation of a GenBank genome assembly. Lineage: Eukaryota; Pelagophyceae; Pelagomonadales; Pelagomonadaceae.